AUGGGAUUUAGUCAAGAUCACGAACUCAUCGACGAAGAGCUUUCUUGCAUCAAUGAUCUUGAGUUUUUGUUGGCUCUUCUUGUUACAACAGUAGUGGUCUCGACCUGCAUUCUGGUGGUGAACUACGUGACAAAGUUGUACGUUCAGACCUCUCGUCAGAUGCGCAUUCUAGACAUUGAAGCCAAGGCCCCUCUAUUAUCGCAGUUCUUAGUAGCCCUCGGCGGUAUCUCCAGCAUUCGAAACUAUGGCUGGAUAGAGGAUUACCAGCGCUGUAAUCAAGUUGCCUUCGACGCUUCCCAACGCCCUUCCACGAAUUUUCUGGGUAUCGCGUUAUUCAAUAUCGUCCACUUCAGUGGCACCCUCUAA
Messenger RNA from Penicillium coprophilum, 366 nucleotides. Its product is annotated as ABC transporter integral membrane type 1. Gene Ontology annotation, cellular component: membrane. Bases 1 to 366 code for a protein of 121 amino acids. The transcript is spliced from 3 exons. Gene Ontology annotation, molecular function: ATP binding. NCBI's taxonomy places the organism in Eukaryota, Fungi, Ascomycota, Eurotiomycetes, Eurotiales, Aspergillaceae. The record is from RefSeq and is a predicted model, not a curated record.